CACAUUCAACUAAAGACAAACAACAUUUCAUCAUCUUCCCCCAUAGUUUUGCAUUAUCAACCCCCUUUCUCUUAUUCUACAAACUCCACAAUCACACCACCUCUUCUGUUCCUCUGCCAAAAACCCACCAUACAAAACACAGCUUUUUACAGUUUCAGACCCCACUAUAGUCCAAUGUCUAUAACAAUGUACUGAAAACCAAGAUAUCAAUGUCCUGUCCUAGCUAAUGGACUUAGACAGACCCCAUCACCGCACCAACUCUACUACUACUACAACCAGUGAACUUUUCAUCUGCUUCACUUCUCGUCUUUCUUCAUCUUCAAUGAAACUCUCCAAGUCCAUUCUUAGCCCAAGCCAUGCUCGUGACACUCCUCUUUCUCUUUCCACUUCCCUCAGCCGUAGGCUUAAAACCAAUGGCAGUAUCAAAGGUGGCCAGUCCCCUAUGUUUCCCUGCACUAACAAGAAACGUGGGUCUAAUUUUGAAAACCCAGAACCUUCUUCUCCUAAAGUAACAUGUAUCGGUCAAGUGAAAAUGAAGACCAAGAAAAAAGUAAAACAGACACGUAGUUUGUCCAAAAGAAGAGGCGAUGGAAGUUUCAGGAAAAUUGAACAAGCCCCUGCUGAUGUCUUGAAUCAAAGGUGUUUAAGUGUGCAUCUUCAGCCACAACAAGAAUGCGCGGCACAUAGAAAUCAGAGAUGGGUUCAUCUGCCAUUGACGAUAUACGAAGCUUUGAGGGAGUUCAGCUGUUUGUUUCCGCGUCGUUCGUCGUGUUUUUCGACGAACGAGAAAGAAAAGGAAGAGAAAAUUAACGGAUCUAAGUGUGCUUUUGGUAGAUGGUUAGUUGCAUUGCAAAAUGGGGAAGCAGAAAAAAAUAGAGAGAUUGAGUUUGUGGUAGCUAAUAAUGGUGAAGAAGAAGAGAGAAUUGAGGAAAUGAAAAGUAGAAUGAGGAGUUCAAGAAGGCAUGUGUUUGACGAUAUUGAAUUUAAGGAUGUUGAGAGAAUUAUUGAAAUGAAGGAAUUAGGAGUACCGGAGGAAGAAGAGAAAGCUAGAGUAAGCAUUUGCGUUCCGCCUAAGAAUGCUUUGCUUUUAAUGAGAUGUCGAUCUGAUCCUAUGAAAAUGGCUGAUCUUACUAAUAAAUUCUGGGAAUCACCUGUUCGAAAAGAAAAUAAUGAAAAAGAAGAUGAAAAUAAGGAUGAAAUUGGAGAAAAUGAGCAUGUGGAAAAAGAACUACCAGAUGCAGAGAAAUGUGAGUGGAAUAAUGAGCUUCAAGUGAUUGACAAACGGUGCGAAGAGCCGGAGGAAACCAGUGAUUCAGUAGAUCUUGUGGAAAAUGAAGAGAUCUCAGAAUCAGUAGAGAUUAUGGAAAUGGAAAUAGAAAGUAGUAAAGACGAAGAAAAGCUCAAGAGCAGUGAAUUAGAACCCGAACCAGAGCAAGAAGAUGAAGAACAGAGUGAGAUAAAGCCACUUAUAGCAGAAGUAAACUCCAUUGGACAAGUAGAAGAAUCAACUGUAGAUCAAACAACAGAAAACGUUGAAGAUAACCAAAUCCCUGAACCAGAGAAGGAAGAAGAAGAAGAAGAAGGAGGCAGCAGUCAGAGCUAUUCAUCAUUUUCAGAAAACUCUAGCGAAUCCAGAGAAGAUAAAUCGGAAGCAACAGAAGAAGAAGAAGAAGAAGAAACAUUCAACUCUACCAUAACAAAGAAAGAAAUGGAAGAAACACUCUUGUUGGAACACAUUGACGAAGAUGCAAAACAGGAAGAAGAAGAAGAAGAAGAAGAAGCAACAGCAAAAUCUGAUGAUGUAGAAGUUGUGGGGACAGAAAAGAAUGAAGUCAAAAAAGGAGAUAUAAUUAAAUCAGUUCUACCAGAUUGCUUGCUAAUGAUGAUGUACGAACCAAAAUUAUCAAUGGAGGUAUCCAAAGAAACAUGGGUACACAGCACCGACUUCAUUUUACCAGAGAGAGAAAAACAAGCUAAAUCAGUGAAGAAAAGGAUUAGCAUCGAUUCUAAACCUCCGCACCCAGCGCAGGAUAACAGGAGCGAUCAACAUCUGCUAAUACCGCCGAGGUCUUCGUGUUGCCUGCCGGCGGUUGGCGUUCCGGCGAUGUCCAUGGCGACGAUGAUAGAGCAGAAAUUGGUGAAUGCUGUGGCUUACGAGCCGUUCGUGUUGACGAGGUGCAAGUCGGAGCCGAUGAGGAUGGCGGUGGCGGCUAAACUUGCGCCGGAGAGUUGUUUCUGGAAGAAUAGGAAGUUUGAGCCGCAUCGACCCGCUACAUUCGGAGUCGGGUUUUGAGCUACCCGAAUCGACAAGAUUAUACGCUGUGGUUGGUGGUACCGGAAAACCUUAGUCUUGCACCAGUGCUCAGGUUGUACAUUUUCUUUUAAACUUUUUAUCAUUAAUGAAUUAUUAGUAGUAGAAGUAAUCCUUUUUAAGUUUUUAUAUUUUUGGGUAUUUCAUGAUUGGAUUCAAGAUUAUGUACUGAUGUUGUAAAAAUGAAUUUUGCUCAUUGUAAUUUAAUCGGUUCUAAUAAAUUAAGCUCUUUCA
Molecule: messenger RNA, 2545 nt
Organism: Nicotiana tabacum (common tobacco)
Lineage: Eukaryota; Viridiplantae; Streptophyta; Magnoliopsida; Solanales; Solanaceae
Source: RefSeq, a predicted model, not a curated record